Molecule: messenger RNA, 854 nt
Organism: Dermacentor silvarum
Lineage: Eukaryota; Metazoa; Arthropoda; Arachnida; Ixodida; Ixodidae
Exons: 8
Coding region: 387-854 (155 amino acids)
Source: RefSeq, a predicted model, not a curated record
UCUUGCAAUCUUAUUUUUCAUGAUUAGUGGAACUACUUUUGGAAAUAAACUGCUUUAUUUUUUUUUUAUUUUUGUGCAAUUUUUUUCUUUUUUUACAUUGUAAAAUUUCCGGAAGAUGAUGCUGUUGCCGUUAUACACAAAAACUGGAUUGAUGGCAACAGCUGCAUGUGGCCUCCACAAACAAAGUACAUAAAAAGCUUGUUGAAAGCUGAGGCCAUGCCUGGAAACGAGUGGCUGAGACUGCCUUGUGAAGUGGUUGAUGCAUUUAGCACUUACGAUGAUGCGCUACGGGGCCUCAGAAAAGCUGAAGAUAACUCGGACAUUGCAAGUGCAAGUGACCGUGGCAGAGGAAAAAGGAAAGAAGGCAUUACAGUGAUGACGACGAGAUGCCACUCCCUCAGCCACCACAGUCUAUGCAGAAAAGAGCAACACAUGGUGUUGCAGAAAGAUCUGCAAGGAUGGAGCAUUCAAGGGUUUUGAAUAUGUCGCCGCAAUCGGCAUGUGAUGAAAGAACGCACGGUACUGCAAGGCAUUCUUCUAAGGAGCCACUGCACUUGUGGAACGUUGCACAGUGCUCUACAUAUGAUGACGAAGCUCAGAGCGACUUGCCAGGUUUCCGGCCUUCUGAAAGUCGGACGACGACACCAAGUUCAGGGCAUUACGAAUGUAGGAACCAGCCACAAGAGCAGGAAUAUUUAGGGUUGGAGAGACACCAACGAACCAGCACCCAUGCCUGCUCGCCUUUUAUGGCUGCCCCUUUGCCAAGGAAGGAGUUCCAGAUAAUUCCAGAAUUUUCACUUAUAACGAGUAAUGUAGAAUGUGUAAUGGAGGAGGAAAAUUCCAUUUACCAGUAG